AUGCCUAUCCUUCCCGUUCUCUCUUCGGGCUCACGCGUCUUGACGGGAGGGAGUGAUGCUGGUGCAGGCUGGACGCGCCUCCCUCCGAUGUUCAGGCGGAUGCUGCGAUUUCAACAUAUGGACUUCGAGCUAGCGCUAUGGCAGUUGACGUAUCUGUGCAUAGCUCCAAGGAAGGUAUACAAGCAAGUAUACUACCAUAAACAGACCCACAAUACCUGGGCACGCAACGACCCAGCAAUGCUCAUCCUUAUCUCAGCAUCUCUGGCAUGUGGGUGCAUCACUUGGUCGGUUGUGUAUUCCCUGGGUCCAGUAGGGGGCAUACGGCUUGCAUUGGUCAUGGUCUUCAGGGACUUCAUCCUCACGGGCCUGAUUGUCUGUAGCCUCUUGUGGCGCACAGCACCAGGAACGGUACAAACCGAUCCUGGCAACGUGGAGUGGGCGUACGCCUUUGAUGUCCAUUGCAACGGCUUCGUCCCACUAUUCUUUCUUCUCUACGUGAUCCAGCUUAUCUUGGUUCCUGUGAUCACACAAGAUAAAUGGAUAUGCCUCUUGUUGGGCAACCUGCUGUACCUCAUAGCCUUUACUCAGUACUUCUAUAUCACCUAUCUCGGGUAUAAUGCCCUUCCUUUCCUUAUCCGGACAGAAGUCAUCCUGUUGCCCCUUAUACCCAUCCUUACGGGUUUUGUUGCUUCACUUCUCGGUUAUAACAUCGCGCGGAAAGCAUUAACGUUGUAUUUCGGUGCAUAA
This is a messenger RNA of Dacryopinax primogenitus, 747 nucleotides long. RefSeq names its product UNC-50-like protein. The transcript has 8 exons. NCBI's taxonomy places the organism in Eukaryota, Fungi, Basidiomycota, Dacrymycetes, Dacrymycetales, Dacrymycetaceae. The record is from RefSeq and is a predicted model, not a curated record. Gene Ontology annotation, cellular component: Golgi membrane. Bases 1 to 747 code for a protein of 248 amino acids.